GCAGUUUCGAAUUAACAAUCAAUUGCUAAAGCCGCGUGUAUUUAAAACGCUCUCAAAAUGAUAUACAAAACAGCUAUAGUAUUGUUAAUAUUAGUGCAGUGCCUGCUGGCAGCGCCAACAAUCAAACAACAUACGUCAGUCGAUCUGCGGCAAGAGCAGCUGGAGCAGGAGGCACACACGGAGACCAUCAACCUGUUGAAUGCAUUGUUUCGGGCCCAGAUUGCCUAUUUCAGUGGUGUGCGUGAGAAACUGAACCCGCAGACAAAGCGCGCCCAAGAUAUAGCGCAAUAUGUCGUCAGACUACACGGGGCUAUAGCCGAGCCCGACAUGGACAAGAAGAACACAAUGUGGCUAAAUAUAUUCGAACAGUUCAAUCAAACGCCUUUGCUUUCCAACAAACAAGAGGAUACAGGACUUAGUGAUGAUCAAUAUAAAGCAUUGCUCACUGAUAAAAAGCUGCAGGACAUUACCCAGAGCUUUGUGCGUGAUGUCUCCGCUUACUUUUGGAAAAUAGCCCAGCUCAGUGGCAAAGUAAUUGAAAUUAGCAUGGAUGAUUAUGGCAAGAGCAAUGAAAUACAUAAAUAAGACUAAAUUCAAAGAGCCUAGAGAAGAAAUCUUUUAAAAAAAAAUUAA
Molecule: messenger RNA, 633 nt
Organism: Drosophila busckii
Lineage: Eukaryota; Metazoa; Arthropoda; Insecta; Diptera; Drosophilidae
Exons: 3
Coding region: 58-585 (175 amino acids)
Source: RefSeq, a predicted model, not a curated record